GCCAGGGGGGUCGGGGAUCGACGAUUUGGGCUUAUAUGGUGGGGGGUUCUUGAGCUCAAUCGCCCAUGGCGGUAACGUUGUAGCUGGCAUUGUGGUGGGAUGAUGUCGAGGAGUGCGCGUCGCGAUGGUGGUUGAUUGACCUGGAGGCUUGAAUGUUGAAGGUGAUGUCUAGAUUGAAUGGCGUCCGUGCUUUAGGAUGGAUUUCAGGAAGCUUCUUGGCGGACCAUGCUUGUUCCCGUGUCAGUGGAACCCCGUUGCUGUUCUGGACCCGCUCCCCCACUCCCCACAGAACCAAUUCUCCACAUUGGCUUUGACUUGGAAUUGGCCCUGGCGCAAUUUGAAUUUCAGGGGCCUCCAUUGUUGAACAACUGCCCGAAGAGAGAUCCACGCAACCACCCGACUCAGGCGGAUCGGAACCGACUAAACGCAUCUAUCGAGCUCCCGGCAGAGCCGCAAGUUAAAACCGCCACCGACUUUGCGACCGUUGAGCGUCCGACGUUGUGCUGAAUCUCGAAUUGGAUAGCAAGAACGGUAAUACCGGUGGUUCCAAAGUCCGGUACUUUCUGGGGCGCCCGAGCCAGACAACAACGAAACAAAACCAACACCAACUCGGGCUCUUAACAACAAUACAAGAAUAGUGACGCGACGAGAUCGAAAGCUACAAGCAUCCAUCUUGCCGGCUUGACUUCCACGCGCGAACCGAACAAGCAAUCGCCUUGGAGUCCAGAACUUGCCGAACCCAGCUUCAGCUUGGCGCGUCUAUCAUAAAGAGAACGAGAGACACGGAAACGACUACGAAAGCAGAGCAUUUCCAGGGCUUGGUGUGAGGGGUCCGCCCCGUUGUUGUAUCAAAUUAUUUUGUGAGAGAAAAGAAGGAACAAUCCGAGAUAGCAAACAUGGCGAGCGCACAGGGAGGAGAUUCGAAGCUUUUUGCUCGGGGCAAAGUCGCUGAGCUCCGCCUCGAGUUGAACAGCGGCAGCAAAAAGGACAAGAAUUUCACGACGAAAAAGAUCGCGCUGAAAAAGAUUGUUGCCAAUAUGACCAUGAGCAACAACGAUAUGGUGGCCCUGUUUCCAGAUAUUAUUGGGUGCAUGGGCAUUCAGAAUCUCGAAAUCAAAAAGAUGUGCUUCUUGUUCUUGGUCAACUAUGCGAGAAUGCGCCCCGAGGUAGCAGUGAAGGCGAUUCCUGUUCUGGAACAUGACAUGGAAGACCCUAACCCUCUUGUAAGAGCGCUGGCCUUGCGGACAAUGUCUUAUAUCCAUGUGCGAGAGUUUGUCGAGGCCACAGUGCCCAUUGUUAAGCAGCUUCUCCGGGAUUCUGAUCCGUAUGUGCGCAAGACGGCUGCGUACACUGUCGCCAAGUUGUAUGAUCAUGACAGGCACAUGGUGGAAAAGUCAGACUUGAUCGACAGGCUAAACGGCCUGCUGAGGGAUGACAACCCGACAGUAGUUGCCAGCGCCUUGGCCGGGCUGAUGGAUAUCUGGGAAAGAAGCGACGCCAUCAAACUUACCAUUGAUUACAGCAAUGCGUCCAAAAUGGUUGCCAUUCUGCCAGAUUGCUCAGAAUGGGGCCAAACAUACAUCUUGGAAGCCCUCAUGUCGUAUGUUCCACAAGAAGCAGGGGAAGCUACCCUGUUGGCGGAGCGUAUAGCACCUCGACUUUCUCACUCCAACUCGGCAGUUGUCCUCACCUGCAUCAGAGUAAUUCUCUAUCUGAUGAACUACAUUGCCGACCAAAAACAGAUCUCCGCCCUCUGCAGGAAACUGUCACCACCGCUCGUCACUCUGUUGGCCAAGGGACCCGAGGUUCAGUACCUGGCCUUGAGGAACGCCCUGUUGAUCCUACAGCGCCGCCCCGAAGUCUUGCGCAACGACAUCCGCGUCUUUUUCUGCAAAUACAACGAUCCCAUCUACGUCAAGGUCACCAAGCUCGAGCUCAUCUUUAUGCUGGCCAACGAAAAGAACAUUGACGAAGUCCUGACCGAAUUGCGAGAGUACGCCACCGAAAUCGACGUUCACUUUGUCCGCAAGGCUGUCAGAGCUAUCGGAAAGCUUGCCAUCAAGAUUGAACCCGCCGCGCGCCGGUGCAUCAACCUGCUGCUGGAAUUGGUGUCAACAAAGGUUACUUAUAUCGUCCAAGAAGCCACGGUCGUCAUCCGCAAUAUCUUCCGCAAAUACCCCAACCAGUACGAGUCCAUCAUCGGCACCCUGUGCGAGCAUCUCGACAGCCUCGACGAACCAGAAGCCAAGGCGGCCAUGGUCUGGGUCAUUGGCCAGUACGCCUCCCGCAUCGAGAACUCGGACGUGCUGCUGGAAGACUUUUUGGACUCGUUUGCCGAAGAGCCCGUUGAGGUUCAACUCGCCCUUUUGACCGCUACAGUCAAGCUGUUUAUCCAACGGCCGACAAAGGGCCAGGAUUUGGUUCCCAAGGUUCUCAAAUGGGCCACCGAGGAAACAGACAACCCCGACCUGCGAGACAGGGCGUACAUGUACUGGAGACUGCUGUCGACAGACAUGGAGGCGGCCAAAAGGGUGGUCAUGGGCGAGAAGCCAGCCAUCACUGCCGAGAGCGAGAAGCUGGACCCGCAAACCCUCGAGGAGAUGUGUCUGAACGUGGGCACUCUGGCUACAGUGUAUCUCAAGCCGGUGCAGACUGUGUUCAGGAAUGCGCGACCCAAGAAGUUGCACGACAGCCCGUGCCUGCAACGUCAGGAGGUGGCCGUUCCUGGUUUGAGGCAGCCGGGGGAUGACGGGAACAAGAGUUUGAGCGGGUUCGGGUUCGGUAGUGACAAGGCGGUCCAGAGGCAAGGGAAUAUGAGUGCGGCCGUAUCAGACGCAGAUGCCUACUUUGCGCAGCAACACACCAGACAACAAGAUGGAUUUGGGGAUCAGGGGCAUGGAGGCGGGUAUGUGGUCAGCCAGUUUGACGCCCAGGUACCAGUCUACUCUGCACAGGGCCAGCCAAACAAUGCCGACCUUUUGCUGUGAUUCGAGUACAUGUGUCGACAAAGGACAGGUUGUCUGCAUGAGAAAUGAGCGCAAGAUGAUACAUUGCAUUAGUUAAUACCAUAAUUCGUUCUACAUUAGAUCCUUCACCAUAAUUGUCGGCCGUAAUCC
Podospora pseudocomata is the source of this 3116-nucleotide messenger RNA. RefSeq lists its product as uncharacterized. Lineage: Eukaryota; Fungi; Ascomycota; Sordariomycetes; Sordariales; Podosporaceae. The coding region runs from base 897 to 2987 and encodes 696 amino acids. The transcript is spliced from 4 exons. The record is from RefSeq and is a predicted model, not a curated record. Gene Ontology annotation, cellular component: membrane coat. Gene Ontology annotation, molecular function: clathrin binding. Gene Ontology annotation, biological process: vesicle-mediated transport; intracellular protein transport.